CAAUUUCCCUCUCUGAAUCCCAUUCCCUCUCUGUUCAACAAUGCCGGAUUCACCAUCAGAUAGAGAGAGAAGAACAUCUCUCCCGAACUUCCUUUUAUCGGUGAAACUCAAAUAUGUGAAGCUAGGUUACCAUUACUUGAUCUCACAUUUCAUGUACCUUCUCUUAAUCCCACUCCUCGCAGUCGUCUCUGUUCAUCUAUCAACCCUUACAUCACAAGAUCUGGUCCAUCUAUGGCACCAACUCCGGUUCAAUUUAGUCACCGUCAUUGUUUGCUCCACUCUAAUCGUCUUCUUAGCCACACUCUACUUCAUGAGCCGCCCGAAGAAGGUUUACUUGCUCGAUUUCGCUUGUUACAAACCCGAAGACGCCCACAUCGUCAGUCGUGAAACAUUCAUGGAACGUUCGGCUCUCGCCGGCACGUUUAGCGAAGAGAAUCUGGCUUUCCAGAAGAAGAUUCUGGAACGCUCUGGUUUAGGUCAGAAUACUUAUUUCCCUGAGGCGGUGCUUCAGGUUCCACCCAACCCGAGCAUGGCGGAGGCUCGGAAGGAGGCGGAGAUGGUGAUGUUUGGUGCGAUCGAUGAGCUAUUGGCCAAAACAGGGGUGAAGGCUAAGGAUAUUGGGAUACUGAUAGUCAACUGUAGCUUGUUUUGCCCAACACCUUCGCUUAGUUCCAUGGUGGUGAACCGUUACAAGCUCAGAGGGAAUGUUUUGAGCUAUAAUCUGGGUGGGAUGGGUUGCAGUGCUGGAUUGAUUUCAAUUGAUCUUGCCAAACAGCUUUUACAGGUGAAUCCUAAUUCCUAUGCUUUGGUGGUUAGCAUGGAAAAUAUAACAUUGAAUUGGUACUUUGGGAACAAUCGGUCUAUGCUUGUGUCAAAUUGUCUUUUCCGAAUGGGCGGGGCUGCCAUUCUCUUGUCUAAUCGGUCUUCGGAUCGUAGCCGUUCAAAAUACCAACUCCUCCACACUGUUCGGACCCAUAAGGGUGCGGAUGACAGAUGUUACAGCUGUGUUUUCCAAGAAGAGGAUGAUGAGAAAAAGAUAGGUGUGGCUCUCUCAAAAGAUUUGAUGGCGGUUGCUGGUGAGGCCUUGAAAACCAACAUCACUACACUUGGCCCGAUAGUGCUUCCCAUGUCUGAACAACUCUUGUUCUUUGUCACGCUGGUUGGAAGAAAAGUCUUCAAAAUGAAAAUCAAACCCUACAUCCCUGAUUUUAAGCUUGCGUUUGAGCAUUUUUGCAUUCACGCCGGUGGAAGAGCAGUUCUUGAUGAAUUAGAAAAGAAUCUUGAAUUAUCAGAUUGGCACAUGGAACCUUCUAGGAUGACUCUUUACAGGUUUGGGAAUACUUCUAGUAGCUCUUUGUGGUAUGAAUUGGCAUAUUGUGAAGCUAAGGGUAGGAUACAGAAGGGAGAUCGAUCAUGGCAAAUUGCUUUUGGCUCGGGUUUCAAGUGUAAUAGCGCAGUUUGGAGAGCUCUAAGGACUAUUGAUCCUGCAAAGGAGAAGAAUCCAUGGAUCAACGAGAUCCACGAAUUCCCAGUUCAUGUGCCAAGGAUUACGAAGAUUGGUUCUUAAUCAGUGCUCCGCUUGUUCUUCAUUUUUAAUUGUUACUAUGUACUAUAAAAGUCGUAAAGGCAAAAAGCCUUUGGCCUUUCCUUGUAAUGCAUGUGAGUGUAAAAUUAGAUAUUUAACCU
This is a messenger RNA of Cynara cardunculus var. scolymus (artichoke), 1686 nucleotides long. Its product is annotated as 3-ketoacyl-CoA synthase 11-like. Lineage: Eukaryota; Viridiplantae; Streptophyta; Magnoliopsida; Asterales; Asteraceae. The coding region runs from base 41 to 1567 and encodes 508 amino acids. Gene Ontology annotation, cellular component: membrane. The transcript is spliced from 2 exons. Gene Ontology annotation, molecular function: acyltransferase activity, transferring groups other than amino-acyl groups. Gene Ontology annotation, biological process: fatty acid biosynthetic process. The record is from RefSeq and is a predicted model, not a curated record.